AUGGGUCUCCCGACGCAGUUGGCUCUGCUCCUGUGGAAGAACUUCACUCUCCGAAAGAGACAAAAGGUGCGCUUGGUUGUAGAAAUCUUUUGGCCUCUGUUCCUCUUCUUCAUCCUGGUGGGGGUGCGCUUUACCAACGAACCCAUCUACAAAGGUCAAUGCCACUAUCCCAAUAAAGCCAUGCCGUCGGCCGGGGUCCUGCCUUGGAUUCAAGGUCUGGUGUGCAACGUGGACAAUCCCUGCCUGAGUCAUCCGACACCGGGGGAAACGCCGGGACAAGUGAACAACUUUAACAACUCCAUAAUUUCCAGGGCCCUUACGGAGCUUCAGAGCCUGCUGAUAAACGGAUCCUUCCUCGCCAAAGCCCGACGACUGACUGACGACGCGGCGCAAUGGACCUCGCUCCUGUCGGGAGCCGACGGUAGGAGCCGACAACCGCUUCGACUGAGGACGAUUCUGAGAGACAACGAAACAUUCUCUGCACACUUGAGAGAAAAUUUGAUGGUGCCACCUCCGGUGGUCGAGAGCCUCAUGGCCGCCAAAGUUUCGCGAAACCUGGUGAAGUUCCCGGCAAACCGUGGUUUGGAGAGCGUUUUGUGCCAGGGCGAAGACCUGGACCGGUACAUCCGGUUCAACAGCCCGUCGGACAGGGAGGCCUUCCAAAACGCUAGCUGCUCACUGGACCCUCAGCAGAUCAGCGACGGACAACGAGUGCUCCUGCAAAACCUGGACCUAAACAAAAUCUUGGCUCAGCUGCCUUCAGCUUUGGAUUUGGAUGCCGUCGACGAAACGCUGCUGGAAAGAAGCGCGUCGGACGCUGUCAACCUUCUCCAAGAUGUGAGGCGUUUGCAGAAUUCCGUGAUGCUCGCAGGGCCGCUGGAUUUCCAGAGGGACAUGAUUGGCAGCGUCAAUAUGCUUCUGUGCGGAAAGCAGCUUGACUCCAAUUCCACCGACGUGACCCUCAGCCUCAGACAAGUGGUUAGCAACCAGUCAAUCUCCAGCAACACCUCCGGUUCUUUUUGUCAAAAUUUGAUCGAUACUUUGGAGGGAACCCCUGGUUUCCGAUACCUCUGGAACACCUUCAAGCUGUUUUUCCGUGGAAAAGUUCUCUUCACGCCCGAUACUCCGGCGACACGUCUCAUUGUGAAAGAGGCUAACAGCACCUUCGGCGCCUUGGCGGCGUUGAAAGAACUGGCCGACGCGUGGGACCAACUGGGUCCGCGUGUUUGGGAUUUCUUUCAAAACAGUCAGCAAGUCGACGCAAUUCGGACUUUGCUAGCCAACCCAGUGUUUGCCGCCGCCCUGGACCGGCGUCUCAACGGCACCGGCUGGAGCGCCGCCCUUAUCGCCAACCUCCUCUACAACGGCCCCCCGGAGGAGCGACCCGCCGGGAUGCCGCCCUACGACUGGCGUGACCUUUACAACGCUACCACGCAGGUCCUGCGACUCCUCUCCGACUUCCUUGGCUGUUUGGACCUGAACAAGUUUGAAGCCGUCCCCAGUGAAAAUCAGCUGGUGAGCAAAUCGUUAGAGCUCCUGAAGAACGAGAGUUUCUGGGCCGGCUUGGUGUUUGCGGACCUCCCGCCCGACGCUGGCCGAGCUCCCGCCUACGUUCGAUACAAGAUCCGCAUGGACAUCGAAGAGGUGGAGCGCACCGACAAAAAGAAGGAGCGGUCGUGGUCUCCGGGGGCCCGAGACAACCCUUUUAACGAUCUGCGCUAUAUACGAGGAGGCUUCGCCUACCUGCAGGACAUGAUCGACCACGGCAUCGUGCGAACGCAAAGUUCCGGGACCCCGCCCUUCGGGGUUUACGCUCAGCAAAUGCCGUAUCCUUGCUAUGUGGAUGACAGCUUUGUCCGAGCCAUCGGAGGAAUCCUCCCCAUGUUCCUGGUCCUGGCCUUCAUGUACACCACGUGCAUGACCAUCAAAGGUCUGGUUCUGGAGAAAGAACUGCGGCUAAAGGAGGUUCUGCGCACGCUGGGCGUACGCGACAGCGCCCUCUGGCUGGCCAGGUUCGCCGAGAACACGGUCCUGCUCGCCGUUCCGUGCGCUCUACUUAGCGUCAUGGUCAAGUACGGCAAAGUCCUACAGUACAGCGACCCCUCGCUCAUCUUUGUCUUCCUGCUGGUCUUCUGCCUGGCCACCGUCACCCAGUGCUUCUUCAUCAGCGUCUUCUUCUCCAAGGCCAACUUGGCGGCGGCGUGCGGCGGCCUCAUCUACUUUGUCCUCUACCUUCCGCACCUCCUCUGCUACGCCUGGAGGGACGUCCUAGGUUUCGGGACCAAGGUCGCCGUGAGUUUAUUGUCCUGCGUGGCGUUCGGCUUCGGCUGCGAAAGCUUCUCCAAGUACGAGGAGCAAGGCGUCGGCAUCCAGUGGUCCAACAUGGGCCUGAGUCCCGAGGAGGGGGAGCGCUACACCUUUGUCGUAUCCGUCGCCAUGAUGCUCUUCGACGCCGCCCUCUACUGGACGCUCACUUGGUACAUCGAAAACGUCUUCCCAGGUCAGUACGGGAUCCCAAGGCCGUGGUAUUUUCCUUUCACGGCGUCAUACUGGUGCGGGAGCGCGUCCAAAGCUGACACACCUUUGCAGAAUGAUGUCGCCACCUUGCACGACGAAUACCUGGAGAAAACGGACCCCGGUCUGAAAGCCGGGGUGUCGGUACGUAACCUGGUAAAAAUCUACAAAACGGGAAAGAAGCUGGCUGUGGACGGGCUGAGCGUGGACUUCUACGAGAACCACAUCACUUCCUUCUUGGGCCACAACGGAGCCGGAAAAACCACCACCAUGUCCAUUUUGACGGGCCUAUUCCCGCCCACAUCGGGCACCGCCUUCAUCAACGGCUACGACAUCCGGACGGACGUGGACGCCGCCCGGAGACAUCUGGGCAUGUGCCCCCAGCAUAAUGUCCUUUUCAACGAGCUGACGGUGGAGGAGCACAUCUACUUUUACGGCCGUCUGAAGGGUCGCAGCGGCGCCGAAGCGGACGCCGAGAUGGAGCGGAUGAUCCGGGACGUCGGCCUGCCGCACAAGCGACGCGACCUAGCCAAGAACUUGUCAGGCGGAAUGCAAAGGAAGCUGUCGGUGGCCAUCGCCUUUGUCGGCGGAUCAAAAGUCGUCGUCUUAGACGAGCCCACGGCGGGGGUGGACCCCUACGCUCGCAGAGGGAUCUGGGAGCUGCUCCUCAAGUACAAACAAGGCCGCACCAUCAUCCUGUCCACGCAUCACAUGGACGAGGCGGACAUCUUGGGAGACCGGAUCGCCAUCAUCGCCCACGGCAGGAUGCGAUGCUGCGGCUCCUCGCUCUUUCUCAAGAAGCGCUUCGGUAGAGGCUACUACCUCACACUGGUCAAGGAGCAAGAACGUCCUUCAAAAAGAAACGACGGCUAUGAGCACACCGCCAUCGGGAGUCAAACCUGCAACGGGGUGCAUCCUUCAGCACUGAGUGAGUUGGUGCAUCGCCACGUUCCUCAGGCGCAAUUCUUGGAGCGCGUCGGCCAAGAGUUGACUUGCGUCCUGCCCUACGAGGGCGCCCUCGACGGAUCGUUUGCGCGUCUCUUCGGCGAGCUGGACCCGGCACUGUCCGCCCUAGGCUUGAGCAGCUACGGCAUUUCUGACACCACACUGGAAGAGAUUUUUUUGAAAGUAGCCGAAGACACUGGAGUGGAUGCAGCAGACGUUUUAACGGCAGAGCGGAAGAGCUUCUCGGCCGCCGCGGCCGUCCAUCCCGAAACGGAACGGGAGGCGAGCGGUGACGUAGAGAUGUUUGCCACUCAAUUGGAAGGUUUCCAGAAGGACGGCAGAGGUGGCGGAAGCAGCUCCGUGCUCAUCGGCGGCUGUCGACUGAUCAGGAGGCAGUUCCUGGCUCUCCUCAUCAAGCGCUUCCACCACGCCCGCCGGAGCCGCAAGGGAAUCAUCGCCCAGGUGGUGUUGCCCGCUGUUUUUGUGUGCCUCUCCCUGAUCUUCUCGCUCAUCGUUCCGCCGUUCUCCGAAUAUCCCAGUCUGGAAUUACAACCGUGGAUGUACGGCUUGCCUCAGACCACCUUCUUCAGUAACGACGCAUUGGGAAACGCAAAUGUCUCUGAGGUGGCUGAAUCCCUGGUGAACAGUCCUGGCUUCGGAACACGCUGCAUGGACGGCGACCCCAUCCCGGGGUUACCUUGCGUUUCCAGCCUCUCCAAUUGGUUCACGCCAUCUGUGGACCAGUCCGUGGCCGAUAUCUUCACAGAGGGCAACUGGAGCAUGUCCAACCCGUCCCCUUCCUGCCAGUGCAGCACUCCUCAACGCCAGAUCAUGCUGCCCGACUGUCCGCCAGCCGCGGGGGGGCUCCCGCCUCCGCAGAGGAUCCAGAACACAACAGACACGCUCCUGGAUUUAAGCGGACGUAAUAUGACCGACUUCCUGGUGAAGACUUUUGAGAAGUCCGGCAAAACCAGGUACGGCGGGAUUUCGGUGGGAGCUGUUAACUCUCAAGUCCUACUGAGCGAGGAAGCCAUCGAAGCCACGUUUCGGGAUUUGAAAGAUGUCUUCAAUGACACUGUGGACAACGUGACGGAUAAGCUGCUCCGCGCGGCCGAGACGUUGCUCAAGAAGCUGGGAACCAAACACAAUCUCAAGGUGUGGUUCUAUAACCAGGCCUGGCACGGUUUGGUGUCCUUCCUCAACGUAGCCAACAACGCAAUCCUGAGGGCCGGCCUGCCUGCGGGGGAGGACCCCCGACGCUACGGCAUCUCCGUGUCCAGCCACCCGCUAAACCUGACCAAAACACAGCUCUCGCUCGCGGCCCUGGCGGCGAGCUCCACUGACGUGGUGGUGUCCAUCUGCGUCAUCUUCGCCAUGUCCUUCAUCCCCGCCAGCUUCGUCCUCUUCCUCAUCGAGGAGCGGGUGAGCAAGGCCAAGCACUUGCAGUUCGUCAGCGGCGUCAACCCGGCCGUCUACUGGUUGGCUAAUUUCGCCUGGGACAUGUGCAACUACGCCGUCCCGUGUGUCAUCGUGGUGGUCAUCUUCCUCUGCUUCCAACAAGAAGCCUACGUCUCUGCGGCCAACCUGCCCGCGCUGGUGUUGCUGCUGCUUUUCUACGGGUGGUCUAUCACACCCAUGAUGUACCCGGCGUCGUUCGUGUUCAGCGUGCCUAGCACCGCCUACGUGGUGCUCACCUGCGUCAACCUCUUCAUCGGCAUCAACGGCAGCGUGGCCACCUUCGUCAUGGAGCUUUUUAAUGACGACAGCGUGUCGUACAUCAACGACAUUGUGAAACAAGUGCUGCUCGUGUUCCCUCACUUCUGUCUGGGUCGAGGACUCAUAGACAUGGCUAAAAACCAGGCCACGGCCAACCUCUUCAGCAACUUUGGCGAGGAUCGGUUCAAGGAACCGCUGGGUUGGGAGAUGGUGGGCAAGAACCUGUGCGCCAUGUCCAUUCAAGGAGCUUUCAUGUUUGCCGUCACCCUUCUCAUUCAGUACAAAUUCGUCUGUAAACCCAGGUUUGUUUCAGAUGAGUCAUCAUCUGCGGAGGAAGAGGACGUUGACGUGGCUCACGAACGGGAGCGGGUGUACGCGGGGAAGGCCCAGGACGACCUUUUGAGAAUCCGCGAUCUGACUAAGGUGUAUCCGGGGAAGCGCACCCCCGCCGUGGACCAACUUUGCGUGGGCAUACCUGCGGGAGAGUGCUUUGGCUUGCUGGGAAUCAACGGCGCUGGGAAGACAACCACGUUCAAAAUGCUGACCGGUGACAUCACGCUUUCUGCCGGCGAGGCCUUUCUCGACGGAUACAGCAUCAGAACAGAAAUGAGGGAGGCGCAGCAGAGGAUGGGCUACUGCCCCCAGUUCGAUGCCAUCAACGAGCUGCUGACCGGCCAAGAGCAUCUGGAGUUCUAUGCCAGGCUCCGAGGGGUUCCCGAAAAGGAGGUCGCCAUGGUAGCCAAGUGGGGCAUCCAAAAACUGGGUCUGGUCAAGUACGCCACCAAGCCGGCGGGCACCUACAGUGGCGGCAACAAGCGCAAACUUUCCACCGCCAUCGCCUUGAUCGGCUGUCCUCCCGUUGUCUUCCUGGACGAGCCGACUACUGGGAUGGACCCGAAGGCUCGCCGUUUCCUGUGGGACUGUGUCCUGAGCGUCGUCAAAGAGGGACGCUCGGUUGUUCUCACCUCGCACAGUAUGGAGGAGUGUGAAGCGCUGUGCACACGUAUGGCCAUCAUGGUCAACGGACGCUUCAAAUGCCUGGGCACUAUCCAGCAUCUGAAGAGCAGGUUUGGCGACGGCUACACGGUGAUGGUACGCGUGGGCGGCCACCCGCCUCUCCUGAAGCCGGUGGAGGACUUUAUGGAGCGGACUUUCCCGGGAAGCGUACUGAAGGAGAAGCAUCACAACACGCUGCGGUACCAACUGCCGGCCCGCAAGGGGGCGCUGGCGCACAUUUUCCGACACUUCACCGAGCACCGGCGCGAGCUCGCCGUGGACGAUUACUCGGUGGCCCAGACCACUCUGGACCAGGUCUUUGUGAAUUUUGCGAGCAGCCAGCACGGAGAGGACGACUCGCAAAGCUAUGACAACCAGGUGGACACUUUUGAUGAGCUGACUUCCCCAGGGUCCUGCAAGGCCUAG
Messenger RNA from Nerophis lumbriciformis (worm pipefish), 6597 nucleotides. NCBI's taxonomy places the organism in Eukaryota, Metazoa, Chordata, Actinopteri, Syngnathiformes, Syngnathidae. The record is from RefSeq and is a predicted model, not a curated record.